Monoraphidium neglectum is the source of this 207-nucleotide messenger RNA. RefSeq lists its product as hypothetical. NCBI's taxonomy places the organism in Eukaryota, Viridiplantae, Chlorophyta, Chlorophyceae, Sphaeropleales, Selenastraceae. The annotation marks the transcript as partial. The transcript has a single exon. The record is from RefSeq and is a predicted model, not a curated record.
GACCUCCAUCAAGGGCUAAGAGGAGGUGCACGUGCCGGCCCUCAAGCCCAAGCCCAUGAGGAGGGCGAGGCGCUGCGCGAGAUCGCCGCGCUGCCGGACUGGGCGCGCCCCGCGUUCGCGGGCAUGGAGCCGCUCAACAGGCUGCAGAGCGCGGUGUGCGACGCGGCGCUGUCAGCGGAGAGAACAUGCUCAUCUGCGCCACCACGG